UCUUAAAAUAAAAUCCUCUUAAUCCUAAACACAGGACAACAUUCAGUGAAAGGAUUGCUUGGAAUCUGGUGCAUAGAUGUUAUUAUUUAGAAACUUUUAAAACUAUACUGUGUUCUGUUAAUCACAGAAAAAAUAUUUAACACGUUUUAUUUUCUAUAUUUGAAGAAUAAUUGGAAAGAAAAAGAAAAAAAUAGGGAAAUGAUUGUUGGAGAAAGCUUAAUUCGGAGUACCUAAUAAAAUAUGUGAACGAGCUCCACCCAGUGGACUUCUGUGGUAAUUACCAGAAACUUCCUGAAGCCUCUGGAGCGCCGCCUGCUAGAAUAUAAAGCUGAGACAGUUCCACUGACUGACAGAAAGAAACACAAGCAACACAGGAGAGAAGAGAAACCUGAAAAGAAGUUAAUCUCAAAACAAGAACACUCAAAGCAAACAGGAGAAAAUGCUGUGCUCUCAUGGAUUACCAUCUGCCCUCAGUCCUUUCAUGGACUUCUCCUGGCCUGUACGCAGCCUAUGGCCAGAGGUCAGACCUCUGCUCUACCAGCAGGAUCUCCUUCAACCAAACCUCCAGGAUCUAUGCAACAGUCUGCAGCUGAUGGACAAACUUCAACACCAGAUCCUGAAGGACACAGAGCCUUUCAGGAGCAGCGUGGCUCUGCAGCCAGUCUCCUACCAGCUGGACAAAGAGGGAGAGCACUUUGGCCUCACCCUGGAUACUCAAGGCUUUUCUCCAGAAGAGCUGUCAGUCAGGCAGGUGGGCAGGAAGCUGAGAGUCAGUGGGAAGACAGAGAAGAAAGAAGAAAAUGGGAAAGGCUCCUACUCUUACAGACUGCAGGAGUUCAGACAGGAGUUUGAUCUGCCUGAAGGGGUGAAUCCUGAUAACGUCAACUGCUACCUUUCUCCAGAUGGCAAGCUCCACAUCCAGGCAGCUAAAGUUCCUUGUGUGGAGCCAGCUGAGAGAGAGCUGACUAUCAAGAGGAUCUCAGAGGAGGAAACACAGCAGAGUGUGUGUUCACCAGCAGAAGACAACCAAUCAGAGACAGACAACUGAUUAUAGAACAAACCUGCAAACAAGGACUGACAAACAUGUUGAUGAGCCAAUAGAAUGAUUAUUCAUUUCUUUAUUAACUUAUGGCCUUAUGGAGAUAAAUUGAUAUUUUGUACUUUAUUUUUAAAGAAUGAUAUAUGUAAAAUAAAUAAAAUGUAAAAAGUAAAUUGUUCUAGAAGUGUUUUAUUGAGUCUCCUUGCAGACCAGUUCUUCAGGUGCACAUGCUUUCUUGGUAAUACAAAGGGUUUGUU
Molecule: messenger RNA, 1296 nt
Organism: Cyprinodon tularosa
Lineage: Eukaryota; Metazoa; Chordata; Actinopteri; Cyprinodontiformes; Cyprinodontidae
Product: heat shock protein 30-like
Exons: 2
Coding region: 440-1048 (202 amino acids)
Biological process (GO): response to heat; protein refolding
Molecular function (GO): protein folding chaperone
Source: RefSeq, a predicted model, not a curated record